AUGACUCCCACAAUUUCGUUGGUCCCAAUUAGAACCCUCAAAUUUGCAAUUGUGACUCGAACUUGCCCCUGCGAUCAUCUCCGUCACCAGAAUGCUGAUUUGAUGCAAUUGCAUGAAAUGACCCUCUUCACCUCACCCACACUACUCUGCGAACCUGUGGCCGCCGCCGAUCUUCCGGGUUGUACUCCAGCCAGCCUUCGACCUCGCAACUCAGACAACCUCCACCCUUUCUCGUGCUUCACGCUCAGAGGUUACAGAGCCUUAACUCGCUCACACUGCUCUGCUUCCUACUUGUGGCCGCCGUUGAACUCUGGUCUCAGACCUCGCACCCUCGCAAGCCUCCGACCUCACACCUCAGGCGACCUCCACCCCCCGUCGUUCACGCUCACAGGUGUUGAAAACUCCUGUUUUGCUCGACAUGCUUGCCGCAUAUUUAAUGGAUCGGGAAAAUCCAUUGAUAAUGGUCCACUCAUAUUACCAGAGCCUUACUUGGACAUAUCAGGAAGUUCUAUCAAUCCUAGUGAGAGAACCUAUCUAGAGGAGAUGAUACAAACCGGAAUUUCUAUAAUUGAUGUCAUGAGUUCUAUUGCUAGAGGUCAAAAGAUCACUCUAUUCUCAGCUGCUGGUCUCCCCCAUAAUGAAAUUGCUGCACAGAAAUGUCAGAAGGCUGGUUUAGUCAAGCGAUUAGAGAAAUCUGAUAAUCUGCACAUAACUUUUUCAAAUAAUUUUAUCAUUGGAUAAUGAAGGAGAUGUUGAAGCAUUUAAAGAAGGCCUAGAUAUGCCAGAUGAUUAUACUAUUUAGAAUGAAGUUGUGGCAAAGGAGAAAAGAAAGUUGUUUUUGAUUUAGGUUCUUUUGGUUUAGAUCUCUCUUUAAAGGGUUUCAAAGAUUGUUCAGAGACUUUCAAAGAAGAUCUAAAUAUUGAGAAAAAAUUUUACAUAUGGAAAGAAAUGGCAAAGGGGUAAGAAAUGAUCAAUGAAGAGCAAAAUGUUAAGUUGAAUGAUACUGAGCUCAAGUUAAAAGAUCAAGGACAUAAACUAAAAACUCAACAGAAAAGAAUUAGUUUUAUUGAAAAGAUAUUUCAUGCUUUAUAUAAAAAGUUGAAUCUCCCAUUUCUUUCAACUUUGUUUGUUCUUGUAGAAGAUGAACUUGGGACAG
Messenger RNA from Arachis stenosperma, 1156 nucleotides. RefSeq lists its product as uncharacterized. The record is from RefSeq and is a predicted model, not a curated record. Lineage: Eukaryota; Viridiplantae; Streptophyta; Magnoliopsida; Fabales; Fabaceae. The transcript has 4 exons. The coding region runs from base 1 to 741 and encodes 246 amino acids.